AUGAACAAUAACAACGACUUUCCAAAGCACGUUCGGCGUUUUCUUGUUCUUAAUGAACAAAAUGUUAAAAAUCGAAAAAUAUUCUUGGCCGAACGAACUAUAAUUGAUAAGUUGCAUCAAGAGUUCAAAAUAAAGGGACCCCGUCGAAAU
Messenger RNA from Funneliformis mosseae, 150 nucleotides. The record is from the annotation of a GenBank genome assembly. Lineage: Eukaryota; Fungi; Glomeromycota; Glomeromycetes; Glomerales; Glomeraceae.